Durusdinium trenchii is the source of this 2922-nucleotide messenger RNA. The record is from the annotation of a GenBank genome assembly. NCBI's taxonomy places the organism in Eukaryota, Dinophyceae, Suessiales, Symbiodiniaceae.
AUGCCCUUGAAGAGCUCUAUGGCCGCGAAGCUGCUGCUGAUGGCUACAACGCUGUUGAGCUCUAUGGCAUCAACAACUAUGGACUUCGUCCUCGAUGAACAGGAUGGCAUUUGGGAGAUCGCCUGUGCACCUCACUCGUGGCUCAGUGAAGCUUGCGACCAACAAGGUCUUCGACCUCGCCGGAUCAACCUCCAACAGGGCUAUGACAUCUAUAAGACGGCAACCUGGGAGCAUUUGAAGGGUCUUCGACGCCGUCAUCGUCCCCGGCGACUGUGGUUCAGUCUUCCUUGCACCAAGUGGUGCCAAUGGUCCAAGCUCAACUACUCCACUGAGGAGCGCCAAGAACUGUUAGCCACCUAUCGCCGUCGGGAGCGACGCAUGCUAUGGCAAGCAGCUCACUUCAUUGAAGACACCCUCAACGAGGAUCCCGAGACCGACAUCUACUGGGAGUGGCCUUGGCCUUGUGAAGGAUGGAAUCAACGACCCUUGGAAUACAUUGCUCACCUCCUCCAAGCUCACGGCCGUGAAUGGCUUCCAUGCCGUGUUGAUGGGUGCAACUAUGGUCUCCGUGCUGAUGAUGGUGCUGGCGACUUUCUUCGGAAGCGAUGGAUGAUUCGGACAACCAGCUCCUUCUUCCACCAGCGCUUCAAAGCUAAGGUAUGUCCUGGCAGUCACCGACAUGCCUGGAUUCAGGGAGCCGAGACAUCCAAGAGCUCCUACUAUCCCUGGCGCAUGGUCAAAUCGAUGGCCCUGGCAUGGCGUCAAGAGUAUGUCUCUGACCGCAACAUGCAGCUCAUCUUUGCCAAGGAGGACAAGCCCUACAUGGUCCCGAUUGAGGACGAGAUCAACAUGGAGCGCACUGCACUUCAAGCACUACCUGCUCUCCAAGAACAACCAGCGGGACAAGAACUUCUACCCGAAGGUGGUGCCACACCCAGCUCUACUUCCCUGACUCCAACCUCGGAUGAGCUGAAAAAGUGGAAGGCUCGACUGGCCCAUUUCCACAAAGCUGCGGGUCAUCCAACUGCCCGCAACCUCGCUCGUCUUGUGCGAGAGGCUGGAGGUCCAUUGUGGAAGAUACAAGCGGCUCUGGAGCACACAUGUGAGACCUGCAAGGCCGCCAUUGCUGACAUCAAGCACGUGGCUACAGCUAUCCACCAGGAGAACCUGAGCAACAGCCCUGAGAUGACUCUCACACUGGCAGCUUCAGCCUUGAAUGGCACUGAGUACACCGCCGGCUACUCUUCCCAUCAAUGGGCAUUUGGCACCAAGUACUCCAUCAGCGACGAGGACAUCCGCAUAUGGAAUGCCUUCGAGCCCAAGGAAGAUUUUCUUCGGAUCACCAAGGCUCGCUCUGAAGCUGAGGAGAUUGCGCGUCGAUCGCGUGCGAGAAGGGUGCUAAGCAAGCUGGCCAACACCACUGUCCGACAGCCUGUCCGACAGUAUGCGCCGACAGAACUGGUCAUGGAACUACCUGACCUACCAGCGGCUCCAGAUGAGACCACGCUGGCUCCGAUUCGCCGAGCUGUGGGAAAAUCCACCCUGAAGGACUCCGACUACAAGGUCGUGCAUCGAUCUAGUCCAAUCGGUCAAGCCCGAGCACCUCCUGCUCCAAAGAAGUAUUUGCCUCCACCGCGGACAACGCCGACUUCAGAGGACUUCAAGGUUCCUGAUGAAGAGUACACACCAUCUCUGCCAGAUCCAGAACCUGGCGAUGAUCCUGAACCAGAGGGCACUACAUCCCUGCCUUCGUCUUCUACAAGGGUCAAUGACUAUGGAGAAAAUGAAGCGCCAGAUCCAAAGAAGCUCAAAUUGGCCGACGCCAAGGAGCCAGAAGUCAAACGCCAUCGUGGCGACCAUGAGACUGAGUAUGACCUCAAAUGGUUGGAUCUGCUUCGUGAAGAGGCGCAAGAUGAGAUCACACACCACGACCUCUUCGCCUUCCUGGAGUCCUAUGAUGGUGAAUGCCUCUCCAUCGAAGUGGACAUUGAGCUGAAGAACCGGCGACAACGCCGCAGCUUCAUGCAGGACCCUGUCCUCUACCUGACCAAGAAGCUCAACUCCUCCGAGGUCACCACUGCCGGAACCUUGGAGCAUGCAAGGGAGAUCCAGGCAAUGAUUGCCGAAUGCCGUGCUCAGGCCACAUCCCUCGAGUUCGUGAAGUUUGAUGACAUCUCCCACUGGUCCGAGGUAGUGUUCAUCGGCAUGGGCGAUCAAGCUCACAACAACAGGAGCAAGGGCGAGAGCACUGGAGGCUUCGUAAUCCUGGCCUCAUCACCGGCUUGCAAAGCCGGACAUGUCUGCAGGAUGAGCCUCUUGGCUUGGCGCACCUGGCGUCUAAAACGCCGGGCAGUGGGAAGCAAUGACGCGGAGGUCCAGGCGAUUUUGGAGACGGAAGAUGUCUUGUUCCGCUGCAGAUUGCUAUGGGCUGAAAUCCAUGGCGCCGGACUGAAGAUCCAAAGCCUACGUGGCUUCGACAUGGUGGACGCCAUGGAGGAGAUCGUCCGCCGUGUGCACGGCGUGCUGUGCACAGACAGCCGAGGAGGGUUCGACGCAGUCGAAGUCAAUGAGUCGCCGCUACUGGGGUUGGCCAACCUUCGAAGCGCCCUACAAGCCUUUCAAUUGCGCGACCACCUGAAGCGCACAGGCUGUGAAUUGAGGUGGGUAGCGUCCGAUUACGACCUCGGGGACGCGCUCACAAAAAAGCGGCUGGACAGCAGGUUGGGUCUCCAGCGGUUCCUCCAAAGCUGGAAGUGGGCGAUCAACUUCGACCCGACGGGCCCCUUUUUGAAGCCAGACCUCAGCGGUCUUAGAAAAGAGAGCCAUAGGCACCGGCUGCCUUUCGAUCGACGUGGUUUCUUCGAGCCCUUUGUUUUCGCUACCGCUGCGUUCCCGCUACAGAAUGUCAAUUUGAUGGUGUAG